GCAGCAUGCACCAAGCGCUUUGGUUCAUGACGACGCUAUGGGCGAUCGCUGGCGCGGUGUGGAACGGCACGGAAGCAUCGAGUGGAUCACAUCCCUUUGUCGUUGGUUUGCGCGGGUCACCCACGUCCGAGUCACGAUGCGGGGGGUCCCUGAUUGCCCCGGCCGUGGUCUUGACAAGCGUCACAUGUGCAUGGGCGUCGUGGGUGUCUGUGGGGUCGCACUAUUCGUCAGGGGCAUCCGACGGCGAGCGCAUCCCCAUUGCCAGCAUGACGAUCCACCCGCGAUUCGACAGCACCACUCAAGUGUACAACUUCGCCUUGGCUCAUCUAAUGUACCCAAGCACGAUGCCAACAGUUCGCUUGUAUUGGCACGACAACGUCACCAGUGUUUCAACAGCCAAUACGACAUGGAUUCGAGGUUAUGCGUCGGGACCGCACGAGCUGUCGAAUGUCCUGCUGGAAACCCACGCGCGGAUCUUGUCGAAUGCCGAAUGCACCAACUAUUAUGGGCGAAGCGUCCAGGACUCGUGGUUGUGCGUCGAGGCGGACGUGCAUCCUGACGACAUUGGCGGCCCCGUGACCAUUCUCGACAAAUUUGGGAUGGAAUACCUGGUCGGUGUGAGCAGCUGGGGCAACGAGCGACGUGGACCUGGUGUAUACGCUCGCGUGGGCGCUGCCCGCGAUUUCAUCGAGCCGUUCCUCGUGCCUCAGUCAUCAAGGAAUGGCACGAACCGUACCCACAACGCCCUGGGCAGCGACGGCAACGACGAUGGCGAUAUGAUUGUCGCCCCUAAAUAAGUGUUUGUUGUGUCGACAUGUAGGUUGCGUUUUUCAUGGUGAUGUGAUCCAAGUUGCUGCAUGUAAUGGGUAAUGAAUCAUGAAGGGAAGAUGGAACUUGGACCAGCGCGUGGUCCCAGGCGAAUGCCGUUCCAACAUGCUUGAAUCAUUUACUUGCAUCCACCACUGGUUUUACUCGCGCCAUCG
Messenger RNA from Aphanomyces invadans, 983 nucleotides. RefSeq lists its product as hypothetical. Gene Ontology annotation, molecular function: serine-type endopeptidase activity. Gene Ontology annotation, biological process: proteolysis. NCBI's taxonomy places the organism in Eukaryota, Oomycota, Saprolegniomycetes, Saprolegniales, Verrucalvaceae. The record is from RefSeq and is a predicted model, not a curated record. The transcript has a single exon. The coding region runs from base 6 to 797 and encodes 263 amino acids.